UGAGCUAGCCGCGCCGCAGAAAGCCCACGUUGGCUGCAGCCGCGGGGAGCGCAGCGCCUAGAGGCGGGAGAUCGCGAAUUCCGGCGCCGACGCCGCGGCCGCCGCUCGGCGCACGGUCCCCCUUCCUCCCCAUCCCCUCGGCCAGCCGGGCGAGCCCUGAACGGAAAGCAAGUCCUGGCCGCCUCCGCUUGGGGAGGCGCGCGGCGCUUUAGCAGGGGGAAGCUACAGUGCCCGAGGCGGAGAGGCGCGGAGUUAGCGAGGAGCAGGGAGAGUUCAGCGCGCCGAGGAGACUGGCACUUUGGGAGCCGGGUCGCCAGCGCCCGGGCCCUCCCGCAGCGGGGGUCAGCUCCACCGGGGCUCGGAGAGCCGGGGCGCGGCGUGCGCGGGGAUGCUGCCCGUCGUCGCCCCCCGCUCGUGAUCCGCCCGCGUGCCCCUCCGCAGCCCGUAGGGGCGCAGGGCAGCCCCCGUGCGCCCGCAGCGAGCCUCCGUGCCCGCGACCCGGCCGGGGCCAGGCGCCCGCUGCAGCGCAGCCAGGACACGGACGCACCUGGCCUGGACCGUGCGCCCCCGGAGACCGGCGAGGGAGUGCGGCCGUCCCGGCGCCCUCCGCUCCCGCCUACCCUCCAGCCUUGGGCAAAGGGGCGCCCCGGAUGACCAUGAGAGAUAAGGACUGAGGGCCAGGAAGGGGAAGCGAGCCCGCCGAGAGGUGGCGGGGGCUGCUCACGCCAAGGGCCACCGCGGCCGCGCUCCGGCCUCGCUCCGCCGCUCCACGCCUCGCGGGGCCCGCGGGGGCAGCCCGGCCGGGCGGGGAUGCCGGGGCUGGGGCGGAGGGCGCAGUGGCUGUGCUGGUGGUGGGGGCUGCUGUGCAGCUGCUGCGGGCCCCCGCCGCUACGGCCGCUCCCGCCCGCCACGGCCGCCGCCGCCGCCGCCGCCGCCGGGGGCCAGCUGCUGGGGGGCCGCGCAGAGCCGCCGCCGCCACAGUCCUCCUCCGGCUUCCUCUACCGGCGGCUCAAGACGCACGAGAAGCGGGAGAUGCAGAAGGAGAUCCUGUCGGUGCUGGGACUCCCCCACCGGCCCAGGCCCCUGCACGGCCUCCAGCAGCCGCAGCCCCCCGCGCUCCCGCAGCCGCCUGGCGGGGAGCCCCCUCCCGGGAGACUGAAGUCCGCACCCCUGUUUAUGCUGGAUCUGUACAACGCCCUGUCCGCCGCCGACGACGAGGACGGGCCGUCGGAUGCGGGGAGGCGGCAGCCAGGGCCCCGCGGAGGGGCCAGCUCGUCGCAGCCCGGGCAGUCGCUCCCCAGCGCCGCGCACCAUCUCAGCCGCAAGAGCCUGCUGGCCACGGGACCGGGAGGCGGCGCGUCCCCACUGACCAGCGCGCAGGACAGCGCCUUCCUCAAUGACGCCGACAUGGUCAUGAGCUUUGUGAACCUGGUGGAGUACGACAAGGAGUUCUCCCCUCGCCAGCGACACCACAAAGAGUUCAAGUUCAACCUAUCCCAGAUUCCCGAGGGUGAGGCGGUGACGGCUGCAGAAUUCCGCAUCUACAAGGACUGUGUGGUGGGGAGUUUUAAAAACCAAACUUUUCUUAUCAGCAUUUAUCAAGUCUUGCAGGAGCAUCAGCACAGAGACUCUGACCUGUUUCUGUUGGACACCCGUGUCGUGUGGGCCUCGGAGGAAGGCUGGCUGGAAUUCGACAUCACGGCCACCAGCAACCUGUGGGUGCUGACCCCACAGCAUAACAUGGGGCUGCAGCUGAGCGUGGUGACGCAGGAUGGACUCCACAUCAGCCCCCGAGCCGCAGGCCUGGUGGGCAGGGACGGCCCCUACGACAAGCAGCCCUUCAUGGUGGCUUUCUUCAGAGUGAGCGGGGUCCACGUGCGCACCACCCGGUCAGCGUCUGGCCGGCGCCGGCAGCAGAGCCGCAACCGCUCCACUCAGUCCCAGGACGUGUCUCGGGUCUCCAGCGCUUCAGAUUACAACAGCAGUGAGCUGAAAACAGCCUGCAGGAAGCAUGAGCUGUAUGUGAGCUUCCAAGACCUGGGGUGGCAGGACUGGAUCAUCGCACCCAAGGGCUAUGCUGCCAAUUACUGUGACGGAGAGUGCUCCUUCCCCCUCAACGCACACAUGAACGCAACCAACCACGCCAUCGUGCAGACCCUGGUGCACCUUAUGAAUCCCGAGUAUGUCCCCAAACCGUGCUGUGCUCCAACUAAACUCAACGCCAUCUCAGUUCUCUACUUUGACGACAACUCCAAUGUCAUCUUGAAGAAGUACAGGAAUAUGGUUGUAAGAGCUUGCGGAUGCCACUAGCUCACAGCCGUCUGCUGGGGACACGAAGUCCACUCUGGAUUCCUGGGUGACAACUGCCUUACAAAGCAUUCAGAACCACAGUGGAAGUGAGAUAACUCUGAAACCCAUCUCAUGCUGGUGCCUUACUGCCCCACGGAAGGCUUGAAAGGACCUCACUGGUUUCGUACAUAACGUGAAUAGUCGAAUGUUUCACAGGUUGAGGUCUGGCGACUGCAGAGACAGAACUUUGAAGAGCUCCCUGCCCCCGCAGCCCCCCAGAGUUAGCUGGAGCUCAGGCUGUUUGUGAUGUUAGUGGGUAAGUAGGGAAAGCAACGUCGGGGAGAGUGAAAGCAUCCUUGUCUCUGGUGUCAGCGGCUCAGUAGCAUCUAUCACAGGUUGGUUAUGCAGGAUGAUGCAGGUUUUGCUCCCAGGAGGGUCAGUUCCCAUGGGAGAAACAGCCCCACCUGUAGCCAGGUGCCUUUUGUCUCAGUCAUGGCUGUUACAUGGUUUGUGCUGUAGUUUGUAUGAAAACAGACUUGACUUCAGCCAGAGCCCACCCCAUCAUUUCCACACCUCCACCCUCUCCCGCCUGUAUUCUCAGAGACAGAGUACGCAGAGGUGAGGCGCGGCGCACUCACCGUGGCCCUCGCCUUAGCAAGCAGCUCUGCACCCCCUCUACAUUGGCCUGCUACCUUCAGGAACGUCGGCUCUGAGCGCUGGUGCGUUAACGUGGUUCUGUGCCUGUUCCUGUACAGCCCAUCAAUGCUGUAGUUAGAACCGCUAAAGGAGACAUCGAGAAGGGGCGCCUGGCCGUUAGGAAAGGGUUGGGGGUGCUGAGUGUGCUGUUUAUAAACUGAAAUCUGAAAUCAGUUUCCUCUGGUAGAAAGCUAAGGCUCAGAUUAAAUCUUAGAAUAUUUUUAAAGAUGUCUUUUUCACAAUUCAUGUACUGGGAAAUCAAUUUCAUACUAAACUGAUUAAAUAAUACAUUUAUAAUCUAUA
Messenger RNA from Oryctolagus cuniculus (rabbit), 3288 nucleotides. RefSeq names its product bone morphogenetic protein 6 (gene BMP6). Lineage: Eukaryota; Metazoa; Chordata; Mammalia; Lagomorpha; Leporidae. Gene Ontology annotation, molecular function: cytokine activity; growth factor activity. Gene Ontology annotation, biological process: BMP signaling pathway. Gene Ontology annotation, cellular component: extracellular region. The record is from RefSeq and is a predicted model, not a curated record.